AGGUCAGUCCAGGUUCAGCAAUCGUUUAUUGUGCUCCAAGAGCUUCCAAUCUCCAGUUCUUUCAGCCUUCCUCCCAAAGGCAAGCCCACGACAGAGCCAGGUCCACUUGGCCUGGGUCCUGUAAUUCUUGGCAGGUCUACAGUCCUUGUGGGAGGCCCAGUUGGGGGUGAAGUUCAGGCAGCACGUCUGGGCAUACAUCUGUCCAUAGCCCAAGUCUGCAGGGCUGUCUUCACAAGACGAAGAGUCUACAGCUCUAAGGCACUCACUAGUGAGGUCCACAAGGGUUAUGGGGUGGAGUUACUAACCACCGGAACCAUUAUGGGGGUCCUGGAUGACCUCUCAGGCCCCGCUCAGAAAUGCAGUGCACUCUUCUUGCACCUGGGCCAAAACCAGCAAGUAGUGCUUGAGUGUGUGUACUGCAGGUUAGCAAGCUAGGGACUGUAGCCACCGCCUCUUCUUAAAUGAAAGCUGCAACCCCAGAAACCCCUGCCGCCAGGACCACUGCAAAGAGUGACAAGGAGGUUCUGGGGAUAGCGUCUUUUCAACUCCUAAAGCCCCCACCCAACCUGGACAAAGAUGUUCCCUACUCACUCGAGGCAGUGGCAGAAACUACGCAGCGAAGUUUGACUGCGGCGCGCAGAUCGGCAGAAAGCCGAGUUCUGCCUCUCCAAGUCCGGGAUGGGGGCUGUUAGCGGCCAACAGCUGAUGCAGCAGCGGCCUCAAAUGCCUCAUCGGCUAGAAAUGCCUCAUCUACAGACCACGGGGUCAAAGAGUCUUGAUGCAGGCGCUCUCCAAGAAAACCUGCCGGCUCCGCCCUUGAAGAAGCUCCUCCCCCAUGACCGCAAGAAGCGGAGAGACCAGCCGUGCACCCGCAGCUACCUCUAUAGCAACCGCAGCAGGUCCUUUCGUGUCAACGUGUCACGUGCUUGUUUCUCAGCCAUUAAUGGCCGCAGGCAGCCCCUCCCGACUCCCGAGUUAGCCCCUCCAGGGCGGUCUGACCUGCGGGCCUCUCUCCUUCCCUCAAUUCCGCCGUCCUACCAGCGGUCCAGACGUUCCCAGGCAGCCGCGUGCGCCCCCGUAGUGCGCUAGGACCCGGGCCUAGUGACCAGCCAUCCCGGCGCCACUUCUCAAGGACCGCUGCCACGUUCGUGUGGCGUGGGCCGGAGGGCGGGGCUUGAACGCCGAUGGGCGGAGCCUUGGAAGGAAUAGUGAGGGUAUGUCCUGGUUACUGCAGGGCGGGGCCGGUAGAGAGCGCGGUGGUAGCUUCUCUGAGCUAAGAGAACAGGCUCGAUCCGCGAGGCUCCGCCUUUGCUCACGUGUCCCCAUGUCAGCUCCGCCCCACACCGGAAGUUCCGGUGGCGGAUCGCCGACCGGGCGGAGCUGAUCGCUGCGCGGGCUGCGAGAUCUAGGUGGCCGGGCGCGGAGCCCAAGCCGUGCCGCGCGGCGCCAUGAAGGGCAAGGAGGAAAAGGAGGGCGGCGCGCGGCUGGGCACUGGUGGCGGCGGCAGCCCUGAUAAGAGCCCGAGUGCGCAGGAGCUCAAGGAGCAGGGGAACCGGCUCUUCGUGGGCCGCAAAUACCCGGAGGCGGCGGCCUGCUACGGCCGCGCCAUCACCCGGAACCCACUUGUGGCAGUGUACUACACCAACCGGGCCCUGUGCUAUCUGAAGAUGCAGCAGCCUGAACAGGCACUCGCUGACUGCCGGCGAGCCCUGGAGCUGGACGGGCAGUCUGUGAAGGCGCACUUCUUCCUGGGGCAGUGCCAGCUGGAGAUGGAGAGUUAUGAUGAGGCCAUUGCCAAUCUGCAGCGAGCCUAUAGUUUGGCCAAGGAGCAGCGACUCAACUUUGGGGAUGAUAUUCCUAGUGCCCUUCGCAUUGCUAAGAAGAAGCGCUGGAACAGUAUUGAGGAACGGCGCAUCCACCAGGAGAGUGAGCUGCAUUCAUAUCUCACCAGGCUCAUUGCUGCUGAGCGAGAGAGGGAACUGGAAGAGUGUCAGCGGAACCACGAGGGUGAUGAGGAUGAUGGCCACAUCCGGGCCCAGCAGGCCUGCAUUGAGGCCAAGCACGAUAAAUACAUGGCAGACAUGGAUGAGCUCUUCUCUCAGGUGGACGAGAAAAGAAAGAAGCGAGAUAUCCCUGACUACUUGUGUGGCAAGAUCAGCUUUGAGCUGAUGCGGGAGCCCUGCAUUACACCCAGUGGUAUCACCUACGACCGCAAGGACAUUGAGGAGCACCUGCAGCGUGUGGGCCACUUUGACCCUGUGACCCGGAGCCCUCUGACCCAGGAACAGCUCAUCCCCAACUUGGCCAUGAAGGAAGUCAUUGAUGCUUUCAUCUCUGAGAACGGCUGGGUAGAGGACUACUGAGGCCCAGUGUCCUGCCUGGCACCCUGGCCCAGGAGAGUCUGGAGACGGAAGCUCCAGCCCCUGUAUAUAGUUUGUGUCCCUGGGCCUGUCCCCAUCGGUCCUGCUGAUGGGUUCUGAACUGCUCCCCUUCUCAGCAUACCCCUUGCUGGGCCAUGAGCCUCCCUUGUCCCCCUUCUGGGCUGGAGAGCUGGUGAGGGCGGGCUGAGGUUGCUGCUGCUGCCACUGUCCUGUAAUAAAGUCUGUGAGCACUACA
Molecule: messenger RNA, 2616 nt
Organism: Arvicanthis niloticus (Nile rat)
Lineage: Eukaryota; Metazoa; Chordata; Mammalia; Rodentia; Muridae
Gene: Stub1
Product: STIP1 homology and U-box containing protein 1
Biological process (GO): protein quality control for misfolded or incompletely synthesized proteins; protein polyubiquitination; cellular response to misfolded protein
Cellular component (GO): Z disc; cytoplasm
Molecular function (GO): ubiquitin protein ligase activity; protein-folding chaperone binding
Source: RefSeq, a predicted model, not a curated record